GGAAGAAUGGCUAAUCACGUACAUUACAAACCACAAAUAACACUUCCGUCGCCACCUAUCGUUUCUUUUCUCGUCAUCGGCCAGCGUCAGUCAUGACGAGCAGCCUUGCCAUCGUGAUCACCCGCGACUCAUCGCCCACGACGCACAACAGCAUCACGGCACGCAUGGGCACCUUCUCAUGCUCAGGCGUCAACAGCAGCAGCGGCCACACGCUAGAGAACGAGGGCCAGAAGAUUCCCACGGGCACCUACUCAGCCUUCGUCCGCCGAGACCGUCAGAUGCCUCGCAUCCAGCUGCAGGACGUCCCAGGCCGCACCGAGAUCCAGAUCCACACCGGCAACUGGGUGAAAGAUGUGACGGGCUGCAUCCUGCCGGGGACGGGCACUGCCACGGACGAGAAGGGGCCCAUGGUGACCAACAGCGGUGCUGCGAUGAACAAGAUGAUGGAGGGGGUUGUCGAUGGCACCAAGAUCACCGUCACUGUCAUGUGAGUGACGGGCGGAGGGUGCUGCGUGCGGGUGCAUGAGUGGGUGGGUGUUCAGGAGGGCAGGUGGUGGUGUUGGCUUGCUUUUUCAAUAGGGCUGGCUGACAGACUGACAGGCGGGGCGGUGAGGGUGCACUCGAUGCCCUGUGGCUAUGGGAUGUGUCCUGCCUCUCUUCUAAAUAUCAAUGUGCCUGCUUGUGCUCUUCUGACAUACACUAAUAGACCCGUUUGCCUGACUGACCUCCGUUCGUCGUGCAUGCCAUGCAUGGCUGGACAGGACACAUCCGUGGUGGACCCUCUACAUGGCUACAGUGAUGACCAGCUGCACACAGAUUGACAAGUACGUCUGCCCACACCCACGGUCGGUCGAUCGCUAUACACA
This is a messenger RNA of Vitrella brassicaformis, 866 nucleotides long. NCBI's taxonomy places the organism in Eukaryota, Vitrellaceae. The record is from the annotation of a GenBank genome assembly.